Messenger RNA from Hypomesus transpacificus, 5326 nucleotides. It is a transcript of the gene pogza, whose product is annotated as pogo transposable element derived with ZNF domain a. Gene Ontology annotation, cellular component: nucleus. Lineage: Eukaryota; Metazoa; Chordata; Actinopteri; Osmeriformes; Osmeridae. Bases 160 to 4572 code for a protein of 1470 amino acids. The transcript has 18 exons. Gene Ontology annotation, biological process: regulation of transcription by RNA polymerase II. The record is from RefSeq and is a predicted model, not a curated record. Gene Ontology annotation, molecular function: DNA-binding transcription factor activity, RNA polymerase II-specific; RNA polymerase II transcription regulatory region sequence-specific DNA binding.
UAGAGUGGAAGUGACGCUAGUAUUUUCUUUCGCCCUGAGAGAGCGAGGCAAGCUGGAAAAGUGGAAAACGGUUGUGUUGCAGGCAACGUUAGCCAGCUAGCUUGUUGCCUCUCACAAAUAACUGUUUUUCAAAACAUUGCAAACAACCUUAACAAAUGAAUGCACAUUCAUUCGCAUGUCUUUUAUAUCAAUAACCUCAGCAAACACGUAAGCAAGUGGGCGCAGAGCAAGAUGGCCGACUCUGAACUACACAUGGAGUGUGAAGAGGGGGACCUGGCGCCAUGGCAACAUGCCACAGAUGAGGAAGGCGAGGAGCUGGGGAUGAAGAUGGGAGGAAGUGAAAGGCCGGCCCCAGCCCCAGCCCCAAACCCGGAGGAGCAGACCAUUAUCCUGACCCUGGUCCCAGUCUCUCCAUCAGCCCAGCCCCUGGUCCAGGCCUCGACCCACGGCUCACCAGGGUCCAUGCUGACAUCCAGACCCUCCCCGUUCCUGCCCCAGACCUCCUUGUCUCCCCUGGUCCUGACUCCCGUCUCCUCAUCCACCCAGCUGACCCAGCUGACCAAUGUCCCCCUGAUCAACAGCCCUCCCUCUGGCCAGCCAAUCAUCCUCAGCACCCAGUCGCUCCAGGCAGCGUCCACGGGCCAGAACAACCAACUGGGAUUGAUCCUGAACGGCCAACCAAUCACAUUUCUUCCGGGUGGGCAGGGGGCAAAGCUGCUAGGCCAGCCCAGUGGCAUGGUGAGGUCGUUGGGCAGCAUCGGGGCCAUGAAGGGGCUCAGCACGGUUCAGAUCCCCAUCACCCUCACGUACCAGAGCUCGUCGGGCUACCAGACCCUCAGCAGGGUGGCGUCGGGAGGCAUCAGCCUGCCCUCCACCACCCCGGCCCUCCACAGCACCACCCCCAUCAUCACGGAGGUCGUCUCAGUUGGCGCCUCAAAUCCAGCCGCUGCCAAGACGUCCUCCAUGCCAGCCUACGGCCCAGCACAGCCCCCACUGCAGGCCUCCUCCUCCAGGUCCCCCUCCUCCAGGUCCCCCCAGGCCAGCACCAGACCCAUCACCUCCCCCCGGCCCCUGAAAGGACUCAUGGGCCCUGCCAAGCCCAAGCUGUGUCAGCGCUGCGGCGUCCACUACAAGAUUGUCAACGCUCUCAGGGGCUUCCUGUGUAGGUGCAGUGACGAGAUUGCCCGGAGCCUCAAAAAACUCAACUCGCCCAAAUCCUACAAGCCGACCAAGUGUAAAAAAUCGGCCUCCAAGCGGGCCCGCUCCUCCUCCAGGGACUCGUCCUCCUCCUCCGACGCCUCCAGCGCCUCCAGACCAACGAAGAAGAAGAAGAAGAAGAAGAAGAAGGGCGUCCAGAGGGAGCCCGCCUCCAAACAGAGGCGGACUGCCGUCCAGACGGCCCUCUCGUCCCCGGGGGAGCCGCCCAAGAAGAGGGGCAGGGGGCGGCCGAGGAAGGGGGAGAGCCUGGGGUCCAGGGGGAGGGGGGAGGAGGGUGCCGUGCGGCCGGUGUACGGCCACGCCGGCACGCCCAUCCUGGAGGCGGGGGCUCUGGGAAAGCUGAUCAUCCUGGUGGAGGACUUCUACUACGGCACGGACCGGACCUGUCGGCUCGCUGAGCAGCCGGAGAGGCAGCCCGGCUGGUUCAAGUGUAUCCACUGUGACAAGAGCUUCCUUAACAAUAUCAAGUUGAUGGCCCACAUGAGGAGACAUGUAGAGCUGAGUCAGCAGCACGAUGACGUCGCCGCCAACACUUCCUGUCAGCACUGCUUCCGUCACUUCCCCACCCCGUACCGGCUCCAGGGACACCUGGAGUCUGUCCACGGACAUUACCAGAGCACCAGUAAGUGUAAGAUCUGUGAGUGGGCGUUUGCCAGUGAGCCCGUCUUCCUUCAACACAUGAAGAACUUCCACAGACCUGGAGAGAUGCCCUACGUAUGCCAGGUGUGUAGGUUCCGCUCGUCCUUCUACUCAGAGGUGAUGGAUCACUUCCAGGAGGCCCACAGCGACACGUCCCACCUGCAGUGUCCAUACUGCCUCCGAGUGUUCCGCAGCGCAGCCAACUACCAGCACCACUACAGCAGGCACCAGAAGAAGACGGUGUUCAGCUGCGAUAGCUGCCGCCUCCACUUCCUGUUUGCUAAGGAGCGAGCGGAACACAAGGCCCAGGACCACAGGACCCACGUCAAACCCAGACAGCUGGAGGGCCUCAAGCCUGGCACCAAGGUGACCAUCAGGACUUAUGCAGCUGCGGACGCCACGCACGAGGUCCAUGGGUCCCUGGACCACCCCCCUGCCUCCCCCCAGGUGAUCGAGGUGCCCCCUGGGCCGCAGACCUCCAAGUCCCCCCAGAGGAAGCCCCCAGAGAGCCAGGUGGAGCUCCUCGUGGGCUUCCAGAAGCGCAGUCCCGUCUCUGAGAGGCAGAACUGUGUGGAGUGUGCCUUCUCCAUCCCCGACUUUGCCAACCACUUCCCCACCUACGUGUGCUGCUCCCUCUGUCGCUUCCGCACAUGCUGCUCCCGCUCCUACGCCAAUCACAUGAUCAGUAACCAUGUGACCCGUAAGACCACCACCAAGUAUGAGACCUUGUACACUUCCUACCCCAGGGAGAGCAAGAUGAGGUGCACGUCGUGUGGUUACUCCUCCACCAUCGGAGACAUGAUGGCCAACCACCUGACUGACCACCCUGAACACCUGGUCUGCAGCUUCAACGAUGGACCUGAUUUGAUAUACGACCCAUACCCAGCCCCUUCAAGCGUUCCCUCCUCCCCGGUGUCUGGCUCCUUCAUCCCCCUCCACCUCUCCAGCAGCACUCAGGUCUCCAUCAAGGCCCUGCUGCCCUCGUCCCGGCCGCCCACGCCCGCCCCCUCGCCCCCCGCCUUCACCAUCAGGCUGCUGGGCUCAAUGGCCUCCAUCAGGGACGGCGUGAGGGAGGGGCACCCGGAGGGCCAGGAGCCGGGGAAGGAGCUCCCUCCGCAGGGGAAGAAGGCUCUUCUGGAGGCGGUGGCCAGGUACCGGUCCUCCGCCGCCUCCUCCGUGUCCUCCUCCUCCUCGGCGCCGCUCCACAAGCCCCUGACGGUGCGCCAGCUGAGCAUCGUCCUGUACGCGCUCUGCAACGGCCUCCCCCAGGCCUCCCUGCGCUACGGGGCGCGGCCCUACGCAAUCCGGGCCUGGGCCCAGCACCAGGACCGCCUGAGGCUGCUGAAGGAGUGGCGCUGGUGCUCGGACCGCAUCGCCGAGUGGGUCCUGAGCCGGCGCGAGCAGCAGCUGCCCGUCAACGAGGACAACCUCCUGCAGACGGCCACCGACGCGCUGGAGGAGGCCCGCGACAUCGCCGACUUCUACGAGUGGGCGGUGGAGUUCAUGCUGCGCCACAACCUGGGCCUGCAGGCGUCGCUGGCGUCGGCCGUCAAGCCGCCGCUGCCGCGGAACGUGUUCGAGAGCACGCGCAUCUUCACGCGCUUCGUGGCCAAGCAGGUGCGCGCCCAGGGCCACAAGCCGGGCGACAUGGCCGCGCUGGACGAGCUGGCGCUGUUCGUGGACGGCGGGCUGCUGGCCGAGGGCAGCCCCGCCGCCCUGCAGAUGUUCGGGGAGGGCGAGGCGUCCCUGGACGUGCUGCUGGCCGCCUGCGCCGACGGCACCCUGCUGAGCCCCGUGGUGUUCCUCCGGGGCGAGCUGCCCGCCGCCCACGAGACCGUCCCCGGGUCGGUGCUGGUGGAGGCGCGGGCCGAGGGCUUCAGCGACGCCCAGCGGCUGCAGCUGUGGCUGUCCAGGGUGUGGGGGCGGCAGGAGCGGACGAGCAAGGCGCUGCUGGUCAUGGACACCCACCGGGGACACCUGGCCAACGACUUCCUGGCGGCCCUCAGCCGGACCGCCACCGUCCCCGCCGUCAUCCCCAUCGGCUGCUCCUCCCGCCUGCAGCCGCUGGAGGUGUGCGUGGGGCCCGUGCUCCGCGAGUUCCUGCAGGCGCGCUGGCGCCACCUGGUGGCCGGGGGCGGCGGCGCGGGCCUGGGGCUGGGGGGCCUGGCGGUGAAGGUGGCCGGCUGGCUGGGGGAGCUGGUCGCCUGCCUGGGGGAGAGGCCCCGGAUCCUGGCGCGCUCGUUCAACAUCGUGUGCACGCCGCCGCUGGAGGAGGUGGAGGACGAGGCGGCCGACAUCAGCCGGGUCCUCACGGAGGUUCUCAUUGGCUCCCUGGAGGAGGAGCAACUGGGCGAAGAGGAGAAGGAGGAUGAAGAGGACGAGAAGGAGGAGGAGGGUGAGGAGGAGGACGAAGAAGAUGAGGAGGAAGAGGAGAACAGCUCAGCCGGUGAUCCAGUGCGAGUAAAAGUGGAGGACAGGGGGAGGGACGAGUCGGCGCAGGAGAAACGGGAAGAGACGGCCGGUGAGGAGGGGGGGAGAGAGGCGGCGGGGAGGGCCCAGGGUGAGAGCCCCUCCCUCCAGGGAGACCUGCAGGCCAUCAGGCAGGUGUUUGAGAGAGACAGUGACCUGGAGUCCUUCCACGGCUUCGAGGAGAAGGAGGUCACUCCGUACAUGAAGACGCGCUCCUCUGCUUCUCUCCAGAAGAACAAACCCUAGUGGGACCCCUGCGUCCAAUACACACUAGUCUGUAUGCUAUACUGACCGUACAGUACCAAUAUACUGUAGUGGUACCAGACCACUGGUUAAAUAAAGAAAAACCCAUCAACACUACUUCAGAUACUAAACCCAGUGCUUUGAGACCAUGUGACUACAGACUUAAGUCCUCAUUGGGGGCCCCCGCAUCUCCAUGACGACGACCCCAAACUCACCCAGCUCUCGUGAGAGCAUGAUGCUAGCAGUCUCCUUGACGACAGGCCACUUAACAAUAACUUUAUCAUGUGUGUAAUUCUUUUUUUUUGUAUGAUGAACAGCUGUGUGAAUGUUGUUUCCUGCACUGUGUUGGAAUCCUGUAGGAAUGUUAAAAUAAAGUAUGUACAUGUGACGUUACUAUGGAAACCUUCCUUUCUCUGUAGCUGGUCAGCCAGACAGUGUCUCUCCCCUCCAGGAGACACGUUUCACUGGCCUUACUGAAUGUUACUGAAUGUUAAUCCCACCUGGGCCAAGACAGACUCCAGAUUAUGUUUUCCAUCAUGCCUUUUGCUGAGCCUAUAAAUCUGCAUGUUCACUACCAAACCAUGCUUAGAGUACAAUCUCCACUGCCGUCCCAAGUUGAAAAGUUUGGUUUGAUUCAUCAGUAUACAUUGUGAAUCCAAUCAUAGUAAUUCUGAUUUUGUUGUAUCCUUCCUUACUGCUUUGUAUAUACUGUCGUCUUUUGUAUUCUGUUGGUGUAAAUAAAGAUUCUAGGCUGCUG